This is a messenger RNA of Giardia duodenalis, 903 nucleotides long. RefSeq names its product Kinase, NEK. Bases 1 to 903 code for a protein of 300 amino acids. NCBI's taxonomy places the organism in Eukaryota, Fornicata, Diplomonadida, Hexamitidae. The record is from RefSeq and is a predicted model, not a curated record. Gene Ontology annotation, biological process: protein phosphorylation. Gene Ontology annotation, molecular function: protein kinase activity; ATP binding. The transcript has a single exon.
AUGGCACGGAAUUUUUCGUGUAUUUAUACUAUCCAGCAUACUUUGGCAGACGUUCCGUUUGGGGUGCUCCAUCGGAUACGCCGUAAUUUCGAUGAUAAACUGUUUUGUGCCCGAGAAUUGGAGUACGCUGACACCUGCACCAGUCACCAUAAGCUACUAAAACUAGAUAUAGACCUGCUCCAGAAGUUCAAGCACAACCGGAUAGUGCGCGUUCUGGAGGUAAUUCACGAAGAAGACGCGGGGGUAUACUAUGUCAUCCAGGAGGAUGCUACUGAUAAGUAUCUGUUGGAGAUGCUGCAAGCGGCAAGGGCUGGCCAUCCACCCGCCGAGGAGAUGAUCUGGGGGUAUAUAGCUCAACUGGCUGAGGUUCUGUCAGUCAUGCACAAUACAUCAUACCAGGUCGAUGAGGAGGGCAGUGUUCCUGUGGUACUAGUACAUGGAAACCUAGCUACAGACAUUGUGCAUACAGAUCCGGGAGACCUGCACAUUAUCAAGCUCCAGACGCUUGGUGUAGGGCGAGAGGUUGCAUUGGGAUGGAAUCUUGUAGAUACGCGGGGAUCGAAGAGCUACAUUGCCCCAGAGAUUCAUAAGCAGGUUAUGGAUUGUUUUGCUUCGUCUAAACCAGUAUAUCCUCUUCUGACACCGGAGUGUGAUAUGUGGUCUCUCGGAGCCUUGGUUUACGAGCUAUGCACAGGGACUCCAUUGAUAAAGCAGAAGACAAAGGAUUACCCAGCAGUUCUGGAGGCAAUUCAGCGCCCCAUUACGCUUCCGAAAUAUGGGGAAGAGCUGGCACAUUUAGUCAACAGCCUCCUGGACCCCAACCCCACUAGACGGCCAUCGGCAUCUCAAGUCCUGGCACUCCCGUUGGUCCAGGAGAUGCUACGUAAGCUUUCCACCAAGUGA